This is a messenger RNA of Drosophila bipectinata, 1620 nucleotides long. It is a transcript of the gene Ugt302E1, whose product is annotated as UDP-glycosyltransferase family 302 member E1. The record is from RefSeq and is a predicted model, not a curated record. Gene Ontology annotation, molecular function: UDP-glycosyltransferase activity. Lineage: Eukaryota; Metazoa; Arthropoda; Insecta; Diptera; Drosophilidae.
UCCCACUUAGUUCUCAUCAGUCUGAUGUGAACAAUCAAAAGAAGUGUCAGAAUGUCUCUUAAAUUAUUAUUUUUUUCACUGGCAUUUUAUAUAAUCACUGGCCAGGCUCGUGGCUAUUCCUACCUAAUGGUCCUUCAUACAGGAUCAAAAUCACACCACACAGUGGGCGAAGCUUUGGCCAAAGGGCUGACUAGUGCUGGUCAUGAAGUGACAAUAAUAUCGCCCUUUCCGCAGAAAAAACCUCACAAGCACCUGAUCGAUGUGAACACGCCAAAAAUUUUGAGUGUAAUGGGUGCUCAUAAAGCGAGGAUUUUGGACAACGCCAAACUUUCAUUGGUUAGAAGGUAUCCCAUUAUGCAUGCCAUGGGACUCGAUCUGACAGAGGCUCUCCUUAAAGACCCAGCUGUUCAAGAACUCCUCGGUAAGAAUUUGUCCUUCGACGGAGUCAUUUGCGAGACUUUCAUGAACGAUGCCCAUUACGGCUUUGCCGAGCACUUUGGAGCACCGCUAAUAACCCUGAGCACCCUGGGUGCCACUGGUUGGACUUCGGAUUUGGUGGGCACACCCUCACCUCCCUCGUAUGUGCCACAUAACUUGCUUCGUUUCGAUGAUCAUAUGGAUUUCUGGCAACGAGCCCAGAAUCUCGGCUUCCAAGCUUAUGAAUACUUUUACCAGAAUUGGAUCCAUCUGCCCAAACAAGAGGUGUUGUACCGAAAUUAUUUUCCGAAUAACAAACAAGACUUUUAUGAAAUGCGUAAGAGCACCUCCCUAGUGCUGCUAAAUAAUCACGUUUCGUUGAGCAAUCCUCGUCCAUAUUCCCCAAAUAUGAUUGAAGUCGGUGGCAUGCAUAUAAAUCGAAAUGCUCCCAAGCCGCUGCCCAAUGAUAUUUUGGAGUUUAUUGAAGGAGCCGAGUAUGGAGUAAUCUACUUCUCCUUGGGCUCCAACCUUAACAGCAAGGAUUUGCCUCAGGAAAAGCAAAAGGCUAUUUUGGAGACCCUAAGAGUUCUAAAGUAUCGAGUUCUUUGGAAAUACGAAAAUGAUAGCCUAGCCGACAAGCCUGACAAUGUUUACAUAUCCAACUGGUUUCCGCAGGACGAUAUUCUGGCACAUCAUAAGGUUGUGGCCUUCAUCACCCACGGAGGACUAUUAAGCACCAUGGAGUCCAUUUACCACGGCAAGCCAGUGGUGGGGAUUCCCUUUUUUGGUGACCAAUUCAUGAAUAUGGCGAGGGCAGAAAAAUUGGGCUAUGGGAUCACAGUCAACUAUGCCCAGCUAAACGCUCCAUCAUUUCGGUCUGCCAUCGAGCGUGUUAUCAUGGACGUGACGUACUUGGAACGAGUGAAAACUCUAUCCAACCAAUUUCGUGAUCAGAAAGAGACUCCCUUAGAGAGGGCAGUGUACUGGGUGGAGCACGUGACUCGACAAAAAGGAGCACGAUAUCUUAGAAGUGCCUCCCAGGAUCUCAGCUUUGUGGAAUAUCAUAAUUUGGAUGUAUUGGCCGUGUUUCUUCCUGUCAUUAGCUUAUUAAUUGUGUUAAUGUAUCUUUUGGUACAAUUUAUAAUCAUCAAGUUGCUAAAAAAGGUGUUAAAAAUUGGUGGGGACAAAGUCAAGGCAUUGUAG